CUCUACAACGAUCACCUCUCUACAACGGCCACCUCUCUACAACGGCCACCUCUCCACAAAGGCCACCUCUCUACAACUGUCACCUCUCUACAACAGCCACCUCUCCACAACGGCCACCACUCUACAACGGCCACCUCUCUACAACGGCCACCUCUCUACAACUGCCACCUCUCUACAACGGCCACCUCUCCACAACGGCCACCACUCUACAACGGCCACCUCUCCACAACGGCCACCUCUCCACAACGGCCACCUCUCUAUAACGGCCACCUCUCCACAACGGCCACUUCUCCACAACAGCCACCUCUCUACAACGGCCACCUCUCUACAACAGUCACCUCUCUACUAGGGGCCACCUGUCAACAACGGCUACCUCUCCACUAACGGCCACCUCUCCACAACGGCCACCUCUCUACAACGGCCACCUCUCCACAGCGGCCACCUCUCUACAACGGCCACCUCUCCACAACGGCCACCUCUCCACAACGGCCACCUCUCCACAACGGCCACCUCUCUACAACGGCCACCUCUCUACAACGGCCACCUCUCUACAAUGGCCACCUCUCUACAACGGCCACCUCUCUACAACGGCCACCUCUCCACAACGGCCACCUCUCUACAACGGCCACCUCUCCACAGCGGCCACCUCUCUACAACGGCCACCUCUCCACAACGGCCACCUCUCUACAACGGCCACCUCUCCACAACGGCCACCUCUCUACAACGGCCACCUCUCUACAACGGCCACCUCUCUACAAUGGCCACCUCUCAACAACGGCCACCUCUCUACAACGGCCACCUCUCUACAACGGCCACUUCUCUACAACGGCUACCUCUCUACAACGGCCACCUCUCAACAACGGCCACCUCUCUACAACGGCUACCCCUCUACAACGGCCACCUCUCCACAACGGCCACCUCUCUACAACGGCUACCUCUCUACAACGGCCACCUCUCAACAACGGCCACCUCUCUACAACGGCUACCCCUCUACAACGG
Messenger RNA from Porites lobata, 999 nucleotides. The record is from the annotation of a GenBank genome assembly. NCBI's taxonomy places the organism in Eukaryota, Metazoa, Cnidaria, Anthozoa, Scleractinia, Poritidae.